Messenger RNA from Colletotrichum navitas, 2534 nucleotides. Its product is annotated as impB/mucB/samB family protein. The coding region runs from base 166 to 2079 and encodes 637 amino acids. Gene Ontology annotation, cellular component: nucleus. Lineage: Eukaryota; Fungi; Ascomycota; Sordariomycetes; Glomerellales; Glomerellaceae. Gene Ontology annotation, biological process: error-prone translesion synthesis. Gene Ontology annotation, molecular function: DNA-directed DNA polymerase activity; damaged DNA binding. The transcript is spliced from 2 exons. The record is from RefSeq and is a predicted model, not a curated record.
UGUUCAUCAUCAUAGCCCAUCCACGUUCCCUCCCAACAGGCACACCUGCGCACCUCUGCACCCUAGAGGCAUCACAACUGUCGACAAAGAAGAUAUGCACCACACUACUCGGCUCCUGGCCUCGAAACGUGCCCCUCGGACAGCACCUCUGCCUCUCCGACAGUCAUGACGACACCCCCGUCGCCGCUUCCUACCGACGACUUGUCGGAAGAUACCAAAGCAACUUCAGACAACCGGACGCUAAAAUACUCUCUGCUGGGCCCUUCCUUGACCAAAGCUGGACAAGACGCCGUUGACCAGUCAAAGGUGUCCGAGAUCAUAUACAAUGCAUCCAAGGGUUCCAAGUUCUUCAAUCGAGAAGAGGAGCGUGACAAGAUCCUGACGAAGAAGAUCGAACAAAUCCUUCACAAGAAACGUGACCUCGAGAAGCAAGACCUUAGCCGUGAGCUGCGCCUUGCCGACCAGCUCAUUACUCAACUCGAACUUUCCCGGGACUUGACCCAAUACAUCGUUCAUGUUGAUUGCGACGCCUUUUACGCUGCCGUCGAGCUUCUCGACCGGCCUGAACUCAAAGAUGUCCCCUUUGCUGUCGGAAGCGGCGUUCUGACGACGUGUAACUACGUCGCACGGAAAUAUGGUUGUCGAAGCGGUAUGGCUGGGUUCGUAGCCAAGAAGUUGUGCCCCGAGUUGGUGAUGCUCAAAAUUAACUUUGAGAAAUAUACUGCCAAAGCUCACGAAGUACGGGAGGUGUUAGUAGAAUACGACCCUCGAUUUGAAAGCGCAAGUAUAGACGAGGCCUAUUUAAACAUCACAGAGUACUGCACAGACAAGGGCAUUGGCCCAGCGGAAGCGGUCGAGCAGAUGCGCCGAGAAAUCUACGAGAGGACUAAAAUUACCGUCUCAGCCGGGAUCGCAGCCAAUGCAAAACUUGCGAAGAUCUGUUCGAACAUGAACAAACCGAACGGCCAGUUCAUCCUGCCCAACGAUCGAUCCGAGAUUUUGCGAUUCAUGGCAAAGCUGCCGCCCCGAAAGGUCAACGGUGUGGGCCGCGUGCUCGAACGGCAGCUGGCCGAGAUAGGAAUCAAGACAUGUGCGGACCUGUAUCCUCAGCGGCAUUUCCUCCGACCACUGUUCGGUGAAAAGGCGUACGAGUUCCUGAUUAAUGUAUACCUCGGCCUAGGCCGUACUCGGAUUCAGCCUGCAGAAGAAUACGAGAGAAAGAGCGUGGGCACUGAAAGCACGUUUCGGGAUAUGUCUGAUCCGCAACAGCUGAGAGAGAAGCUGAAGUGGACGGCAGGAGAGUUGGAGAAGGACAUGAAGAGGGCGGAAGUUAAAGGUCGGACACUGGUGCUCAAGGUAAAGAUGCACACAUACGAGGUUUUGACUCGCCAAGUCGUGCUGCCCAGAGCGAUAUUUCUAGCCGACGACUUGUACCACUUUGCUCUUCCGAUUCUGGCAAAGCUACAAGAAGAGAUGCCGGGCAUGACGCUACGGUUGAUGGGUCUACGUUGCACUCAUUUGGUCAGCACCAAGAAGCCGGAUACAAUGGCGUUCUUCGGGUUUCGAUCCCGUAGAUCCGAGUCAGGUACAUCCCCAGUGAAGCCUUUGAAGGACAAUGUCAACGCUGGGGCCGACAGUGCGCUAGACGACGACGGCUGGGAACAAUGGCCCAGAGAGGAACUCCCGGGACUCGACGAUGAUCAAUACUUUCAGUCCAAUGCCUUCCAGGAACCUGUUAACCUUGACGACGACAAGUUGAGCCCGGUUAGGAGACAUGGGAAAGAGAUCCAGCCGAAUCCGAUACGGGAGUAUGCCCCAGUCAACGAUGAAAUGUGGGAUUGCCCCAUUUGCAACCGUCCGCAGGCACCAGACGAGAGACAGUUCAACGAGCAUAUCGACUUCUGCCUUUCGCGGCAGACGAUUCGUGAAGCUGUGCACGGAGAUGUUCCUGGCCCAGCUCCGAGAUCGACAACGCCGGACAUGAAAAAGGCCAAGGUUGGGGGCGAAAAGAAACGCGGCAGACCACCAGCACGACCGCCAAGUGAUGACCCUCGUCAAAAGAAGCUUUGCUUUGGGUGACGACGCUUUACUUCGUAUCGCCAAACAGAAUUCAUAAUACCAUAACAUCACAUGACUCAAGCUGUAUGCCGGGUGUGGAGAACGCCGCCCCGCCACCACAAGUCGAAUGUGUCUGACCUUGAGGCCGACGCUCUACCUAUCCAUUUUCAGACCCCACGCGAUGUGCCGGCACUCGGACGAUGGCUAAGGCGUUUGCCCCAGGCAACUGGCGCACAGUGACGGGCGGUGCUGUGACUUGGCCCAAGGCGCCUAAGUAGUCCAUAGCCCAAUGAGACAAUGACCAAUGAAACAAAGUUACGAGGUUGAGUGUAAUAUUGAUGGACGGAACUCGGCUGCCCCGGAGUGCUCCCCCAUCUCUUUUGCAGCCUAUCAGCCUCUGGGGAAAUCAGUCCAAGAUCUCGGACAUUGCACUCUGUGCAUUUCUUGCCAACGUCACUUUUCAGUGUCUUAUGAAG